GAGCUAAUCAUGGACGGCCGACGGGCAGUGGGUUUGAAGUACUCCGACGAAGCGGGCGCUACACACAGUCUCUUUGGCACAGUGGUGCUGGCUGCGGGAGGCUAUGCGAACGACCACCAGGAGCGCUCCCUGCUGGAUCGCUUCACUCCGGAGCUGGCCAAGCUGCCGACCACGAACGGGCCUUUCGCAACAGGCGACGUUAUCAAGGCCCUCCUGCAACAGGAUCUCGGUGCCCAGACGACGCUGAUGGACAAGGUUCAAAUCCACCCCACAGGCUUUCUGGAAGUCAAGCAGCCGAACUUCCACACCAAGUUCCUUGCACCGGAAGCACUGCGAG
Messenger RNA from Symbiodinium necroappetens, 337 nucleotides. NCBI's taxonomy places the organism in Eukaryota, Dinophyceae, Suessiales, Symbiodiniaceae. The record is from the annotation of a GenBank genome assembly.